GGCAACCAAAGAACAGCGUACAGAUUACCUGCUAGCCUAGAUUUCCGCGAAAUCUUUCUGCAGUCCAGAGCAGGCAGAAGCAUUGGCCUUGCAGGCGUCGCAUAUAAAUACAGGACAGACGAAGGACUCGAGCCACAACAUGGACUCAUCGGAUUCGUGCUCGCUGUCGUCGGUGGACAGCGAGAGUGACCUGUCGCUGGCAUUCGAGCAUGAUCUGGGGGGCGUGAAGGAGCCGAGCAAUUGCGACGAAUUGCCGGCCUUUGAGAUACGCGCCUUCUCGCCGCAUGGACGCACGCCAUCACCCAUCGAUGACCUGAACAUCUCGGACAUUGAAACUCCGAAGCAGCAUCAUCCAGAGGAGCCCGCCUGCCAAAACCAUCCCGACUUUGUGGCCCUGCAUGAAAUCAACGCACAAAUCACUCCGCCCAGCGACGCCGAAGACACUAAGACGGCCCUGAGUCGCAGCAACAGCUUGGAGACGAUCUUCGAGGGCGUGUUCCUUAACACACCGCCACGCGAAAAACCCAACAACAGCCCAGGCUCCUCGCGUUUCACGCCCAAGCGCGUGCGGGCAAAUCUCAUGGAACUGGUGGCCAUCGGCAAUCGCGUACAGACCACCACCGGCAAGGAGAACCAGUCGCCGGGAGCAGGAGUGGCUGCUGCCAAGUCGCCAUCGCCAACAACCUCUCCGCGCAAGGCGUCACCAAGCUACUGCUAGACCCAACCAAAGCCAUAGGAGCACUUCUUAGACUGCCAUCGACCAAGUUCUAGACUAAGUACCGAAUACGAAUCAUUCGCUUUGUGUACACACUGCAUGUGUAUCUGAAAACAAUGAACUGAUUUUAAAUUUUACAGACCAGGAAUCUUACUUUUUGUAGUCUUAAAUAAAACAUCGUCUUUCCAUGUUUCAAACAUUCAACAAAAACUUUGG
Messenger RNA from Drosophila persimilis, 931 nucleotides. RefSeq lists its product as uncharacterized. The transcript is spliced from 2 exons. NCBI's taxonomy places the organism in Eukaryota, Metazoa, Arthropoda, Insecta, Diptera, Drosophilidae. The coding region runs from base 140 to 718 and encodes 192 amino acids. The record is from RefSeq and is a predicted model, not a curated record.